GGAGCAGCCCGUCGGCGGACAGGGGAAGCUAAGCAGUGGUCUCUCCAUGAACGCAUCACAGCGCUCCCAAGAGGCCUGGUGCAGACUGACAGCCCCAACUUCCUGUGCAGCAGUCUGCCGCAUCACUGGAGGUGCAACAAGACCCUGCCGAGACCUUUCAACGUGGUGUCUCUUAGCAACGAUAUUCCAGAUGGCGUAGUGGUCACUCUGAUGGCCGGCAAUGAUGACAACAGUAGCGCUGAGCUGCGUAACGCCACGACUACUAUGAAGCAGGGACACGCCCACUUCAAUGACCUCCGCUUCAUAGGCCGCAGUGGCAGAGGUAAGAGCUUCACCCUCAGCAUAAACGUACUGACCACGCCCCCCCAGGUGGCCACGCUGCACAGAGCCAUCAAGGUGACCGUGGAUGGUCCACGCCUGCCCAGACGGCAGCGUCAGAAAGAGGCGGAAGCUCUUCGGCUCUCCAGCUGCAGGUUUGCAUCUUCAGACUGUAGACCGCUGUCCUCCCUCUGGGCCAGCGAGGCGUCUUUGUUCGGUCAGAUGGCCGCCCUGACGUCUUCCUUCACAUCAAGUCCCAGAAGGCACCAUCUGUCCGGUCUCUCAUAUGCCACCCCGCCCGCGGCUUACACAUCCUACACCUCAGCUCCUCCCCCUCCACUCAGCCACAGCGGUUCGCUCCCACCUGGGAGUCUCUACUACGGGCCAAACCAACCCAUCCAGACUGCAGGGGAGGACGGAAGUGUGGUGGCAGCAGCAUUGAGCAAUUACACUGAAGGGGGGUGUUUUUCCCUAAGAGGGGAAGAAGCCGUCUGGAGGCCUUAUUGAUUAUUGAUAUGCUGAUUAGCUUCACUUGGGUCACGGGUAUGCUGGAGCCUAUCCCAGCUGAC
Molecule: messenger RNA, 887 nt
Organism: Doryrhamphus excisus (bluestripe pipefish)
Lineage: Eukaryota; Metazoa; Chordata; Actinopteri; Syngnathiformes; Syngnathidae
Product: runt-related transcription factor 1-like
Biological process (GO): chondrocyte differentiation; neuron differentiation; regulation of cell differentiation
Cellular component (GO): nucleus
Molecular function (GO): ATP binding; DNA-binding transcription factor activity, RNA polymerase II-specific; RNA polymerase II cis-regulatory region sequence-specific DNA binding
Source: RefSeq, a predicted model, not a curated record